UAUUACUUCUACCAAUGACUCCUUCCUGCGGUGCUUCUGGCAUCAUGUGACGGGGAGUGGUAGAAAAACCAGGAAACAAACCACAGCUCGAGUCACAACAAAGCUGUUCAUCAUGGCCUACCAGGCUGGGAUUCCAGGGGAACCCAAUGCUUUGGUUCAUAACAUCAGCUCCAACAUCCAGAAGCUUACGCUGCUGACCUCUGAGCUGCAGAGGACAGUGUCUCUGCUGGGAACGGAGCAGGACAGCAGCCACCUGCGACAGACACUACAACAGAAACAGCAGCAAGGCAACCAUCUUGCGAAGGAGACUGACCGGCUGAUCAAGGCAUUCAGUGCACUUCCUGUUGGCCCUGAUCAGCGGCAGAGAAAAUUACAGAAAGAUCGCCUGCUGAAUGACUUCUCCGCCGCCCUAAACAGCUUCCAAAAGAUCCAGCGACAGGCAGCCGACAAAGAGAGAGAGUUUGUGGCUAAGGUCAGAGCCAGCUCCAGGGUGUCGGUCAGCCAGUCUGAGGACAGCUUUGCGAAUGUGUCUCCCUUUUCAGGUGAUUCCCAGCUGCAGGAUCAGACUGAGGCCAUCACUGAAGACGACCUUAGGCUGAUCGAGGAGAGAGAGUCAGCCAUCAGACAGCUGGAGUCUGACAUCACAGAUAUCAAUGACAUCUUCAAGGACCUGGGGGUGAUGGUACAUGAGCAGGGAGAUAUGAUAGACAGUAUAGAAGCUAAUGUGGAGAAUGCAGACACAAAUGUCCAGAGUGCCACACAGCAGCUAGCACGGGCUGCGGAAUACCAGCGGAGUUCUCGAAAGAAAAUUUGCGUCCUGGUGAUACUGUUGGCCGUAGUUGGUGUUGUAAUAGGACUUAUAAUCUGGGCGGCUGUUCGCAAAUGAGGGCCUCCUCAUUUUCAGUCAUCAGCCUGGACACGAGAUGAAGUUCCUCCCCUCCGCUCCUCUGCCACCCCCUUUUCUAACCCCUCUCAUGUGGGGCGUGAUUGAGACUGUCUUUCUUUGGUUUGUGUCAUUUUUCAUUAUUUUUUUCAAGAUAUUGUAGUCCUUCCUGACAGGACUGCAUUCUCCUACAGUGUGAAAUAAAGGCAGCGCUGGUAGCUUGAUUGUAAUCAGAUUUAUUUGACUUCUUUGCGUCUGAUUUAUGAUUUACUUUGAUAGGAACGUUUAAAGAUUGUUUUCAGAGGGAGCUGGAGUAUUGCUGUGUUCAGUGAUAGUGCUUUUGGCUCCAUCAGCUCCCAAUGAUAAAUCAAAUGCAGUAUCAGACAAUGCUUCUGGGUCCAGUGAAGCAGCAAGUUUCUUUAGUCUCUUAUUGCUGCAGCUGCUUUCUUUCAUCAGGGUGGAGCCCACAUGCUAAAACUGUUUCAGCAGUUAAUCUAUGAAUGAAGCGCACUAUGUAAAUUGUUAGCAAAUAAACUAAAGUUAGCUUUAAACUACAUUCACUUUAUUCCAAUGUAUUGCUUCAAGUAACAAGUCUUUGCUUAAUCUACUAUAUUCCAUGCUUUGUUAUGAUUAAUUAAUACUAUUAGUUCAUUUCUAUUCAAAUUAAUAUUGUUGUAUUGUAAUGAUAGGUCAAGCAGUAUUGUACAUAAACAUCAUAGAUCUUGUAUUUAGAAUGUUAAAUUAUAGACCACUAUCAGCCGAUCACUUCAAAUAAUAAAUGGAAGAGUUGGUUGUUACUUCAAGUGGUGUCACAUUGCAUGUGCAUGAAGGAAGAGCCUUUUUAUUAAAUAAAAAUACACCUGUGGCACCAAACACAACAAUGUACGUAAUGUUUUAUGGUGGGCAAUGCAGGCAAGGGUUGCACUAUAGUUGGAGUUGUGUUUUAUGGUUUGUUUUAACCUACUUAACAGUAGUUGAUUAGAUCCUGUCGUAGGCUGAAGGUGACUGCUGUGGGUCUGAGGACAGGUCUAAUCAGCUUGUGUGGGUUGAUCAUUGACAGUUUUCACCAUUUCUGAGUGACUGCUUGUUACUAUUAAUGCAAAAUACUGUAACACUCACACCACUGUUCUCACAACAGUAUGGCCUAAUUGUAAAACUGUGAUUGAUGUUUUUAAUGCUGAGCUGUCUAUUGUGUGCUGAAUAAACUACCUGAUCAAACAGA
Messenger RNA from Monopterus albus (swamp eel), 2105 nucleotides. RefSeq names its product syntaxin 7-like (gene stx7l). The transcript is spliced from 10 exons. Lineage: Eukaryota; Metazoa; Chordata; Actinopteri; Synbranchiformes; Synbranchidae. The record is from RefSeq and is a predicted model, not a curated record. Gene Ontology annotation, biological process: intracellular protein transport; vesicle fusion; vesicle-mediated transport. Gene Ontology annotation, cellular component: membrane; endomembrane system; synaptic vesicle. The coding region runs from base 113 to 886 and encodes 257 amino acids. Gene Ontology annotation, molecular function: SNARE binding; SNAP receptor activity.